AAUGCUAUAGUAACACGGACACAUUAAUGUGUUACACUUUGACGGGACACCACACCAUGUGGAAGACGUUGAAACGAAUUAGAAGUUAAAUGUUCAGCAGUACUUGAUAGAUACAUUUUGCCGGGAGAAUGAUUGUAGCUUAAAAUUGUUUGUACAACGAUUCUUGUAGGUUUUUGACUUGUUCCUUUGCUUCGUCUCGUGUUAAAUCAUGGGGAAAUCAAAGACCAAAAACCAGAAGAAAUCCCGAUCAUUAGCCAACCAUGUGGCCGAUGAGAGUUACCGAUCUGUGCCCCACUCCUUCGUGUUUCACCGGGGUCAGGUUGGAAAAAACGUGGGUCAGCUGAUCCAGGACAUGAGGAGAGUCAUGCAGCCUUACACCGCAGAGUCUCUGAAGGUUCGUAAGAAGAAUGUUCUGAAAGACUUUGUGUCGGUAGCGGGGCCGCUGGGGGUGACACACUUCAUAAUCUUCGGCAAAACUCCCAACAGCAUCAACAUGAGAAUUGCUCGACUUCCCAAAGGCCCCACGCUUUAUUUCAAAGUCCUCAAGUAUUCUCUUGUGAAAGAUGUCGUUUCAUCUCUGAAGAAGCACAGGAUGCACGAGCAGCAGUUCACACACCACCCUCUCCUCAUCCUCAGUAACUUUGGAAUGGAUGGCAUGCACGUCAAACUCAUGGCCACCAUGUUCCAGAACAUGUUUCCUUCUAUAAACGUGCAAACGAUUAACCUCAACCUUAUUAAGAGGUGUGUGCUGCUUCAUUUUGACCCUGAAGCGCAGGAAAUUCAGUUUCGGCAUUACAGCCUGAAGGUCGUCCCAGUUGGGAUGAGCCGAGGAGUCAAGAAGCUGAUGCAGGAGAAGUUGCCCAACAUGAACAAGUUUGAGGACAUCAGCGAGCUGCUGAUGAAGGGAGCGAACCUUUCAGAAAGUGAAGCAGAGCCCGAUGGAGAGGACAACAUCACCGAACUGCCACAGGUCUACUCGGGAAGAGGCAACAUGCCGUCCCAACAAAGCGCUGUUCGUUUAACCGAAAUUGGGCCUCGUUUGACUCUGCAGCUGAUAAAGAUUCAGGAAGGAAUGGGUGAAGGAAACAUCAUGUACCACUCCAUGGUAUCCAAGACUGAAGAAGAAAUACAGAAUAUCCUUGAGAAGAAAGAGACUCGGCUGAAGGAGAAGGAGGAACGUCGGAAGCAGCAAGAGCAGAACAUUGCUAGGAAGAAGGAGAAGCGGGAAGAACACAAGAAAAAGACCCUGGAAGGCAUCAAGAGAAAACGAGCUGAGGCGGAGUCGGACAGUGAGGUGGAGGAUCCAGGACUGCAGGGGAACCAGGCAGCUGAAGUCGAGUCUGAUGACGAUGUGGAGUACUACAGACAGGCUGUGGGGGAAGAGCCAGAUGAAGACAUGUUUCCUGCUGCCAAGAGGAGGCGGCGGCGCUCAGAAAAACCUGACACACCUGCCAAGAAGAGGAAAAUGUCUCCUGGUACAUCUUCAAGAAGAAUGGAUUCCAAAUCCCCAAAAAGGAAAAGUGCAGGAGGACAGAAGAGAGCCGGAACAGGGAAAGACCCCGCUGGAAAGGGAUGGAAGAAAUCUAAGGAUGGAGAGAAAGCCUUUGGGAAGAAGAGGCUGCCUCCAGGAAAGGCUUUCGGCUUUCAGAAAGCUGGAAAAAGGGAAAAUAAAUUUGGUGGGGGGAAGUUUGAUGGAAAGAAACACAAAGACAAGUCAUUCAAAUCCAAAGGCCAGAAAGGCAAGACUGGCUUUAAGAAGAAAGGUGCAGGAACAAAGAUGAAGGGAAAACGCUGCGUGGGCGUGAGGAAGUGGCUUGCGUUUUAUCUGAGGCCUCCUGUUGCGAUAGGGCUUAAAUGGUUGUGGGCUCAGCUGCACAUCUGCAAAGACGUUCGACCUGAAAGGAAGAUGGCAAGCAACUUCUCCAGCUGUGAGGGUUUUCAGAUCGGCGUGCUGCCGUACAUGUACGGGCUUGAAUUUGUCGUGGCUUUGGCUGGAAACGUGUUUGCUUUGUGGCUUCUGUUCACUAAAGAAAGAAGAAACUGGCACACAGGUGUGGUCCUGUCCUGUAACCUGGCCAUCAGCGACCUGCUGUACAUCCUCACCCUGCCUCUGCUGAUCGUCUACUACUCCAACAGAAAAGAGUGGGUGUUCGGGGAUGCCAUGUGUAAAACUGAGAGGUUUCUCUUCACAUGCAACUUGUACGUGAGCAUCUUCUUCGUCAUGGCAAUCAGCGUGAACAGAUGUGUGGCUCUCGUGUGGCCCUUCUUUGCACGCUCGUAUGUGGAGGCCUUUCAUGCUAAAGUCGUCAGCGUCAUCAUUUGGAUCACUGUUGGAGUCAUCUCCUCCCCGGUGUGGAAAUUUGCUUCCAUUUGCCCUGAUGCCAACAACAAAGGCAACACUGUGUGUGUGUCCUUCUGCGACUCAAAAGACCCAAUGCCUCACUUCACCCACAAGCUUUUCCUCACGGUGUUUGGGUGCCUUGUCCCCUUCCUGGUAACUUUCACAUCUUACUGCCUGGUGAUCCGUGUGGUGUGGCAGAAUGCCAGCUUGACGGUGAUUGAGAGGCGUAAGGUAACCCUGCUGGUCACUUCAGUGAUUGCCUUGUAUGCUGUGUCCUUCAUACCAUACCACUUCUCUCAGAUCUAUCACUUCUACCAGAAAAUCUACAAUCCUCAUGACUCUACCUGCGGGUUCUACAUAAUGUAUCAGGUGUCAAAGGGUCUAGCGACGCUGAACAUGUGCAUCCAUCCAGUGCUCUACAUGGCUGUGUUUGACAGCAUUAGAGUAGCGUGUUGUGGAAAUGGCCAAGAGCAAGACGAUGAACAGACACAGAGGAAGUAGAGCUGCUGCUCAGUGGUUUCAUGUAUGGUAGCUAUAUCCUUAUUGCUUAUUUUUAAACGGUAAAUCGUUUUACCAGAAUGCACAGGCACAGAAUUCAGCAGCCCGUAUUAUCACCAGAACCCCUUCCUUUCACCACAUCACGCCGGUUCUCCAGCAGCUUCACUGGCUCCCAGUUAAAUUCAGGUCCAUCUUCAAAAUUCUCCUUCAUACCUUCAAAGCAAUCCACAACCUCUCUCCUCCAUAUAUCUCAGACCUUAUAAGUAUUCACACCCCGUCCCGUUCACUCAGAUCUUCUUCUUCCAUCCAUCUUGCGGUUCCUUCUGCCCGUCUCGCUACCAUGGGGAGCAGAGCUUUCAGCCGCUCUGCUCCUCGACUCUGGAACUCACUUCCCCCAGACAUCAGGAACGUCGACAGUUUUACCCUUUUCAAAACAAAACUCAAAACACACAUGUUUAAAUCUGCCUAAAACCUCUGAUUUUAUUGAAAUGUUUCUCUCUGUUUUUUCUUCUUUGGGUUUUAUUAUUGUUUUAUUGUAUUUUAUUACGUGUUUUGUGUAAAGUGACCUUGGGUGUCCUGAAAGGCGCUUUGAAAUAAAAUGUAUUAUUAUUAUUAUAAAUCGUCUUUAUUUGUAUAGCGCCUUCUUAGGGUUCUACAACCCCCCCAAGGUGCUUCACAACACAGUCAUUCACAUAUUAUUGCUAUUUUUUAAAGACAACAUAAGAACCUCUAGUUUUAUAUGAAAUUAAUUCUGCACACAUUUUGUCUGCACCUGCUACUGCUGACAGUUUUUCUUUCCUGCAGCGUUGGAACAAAUCCUGAUGUAAUGACGGUUUUCUUAUGUUGAUAUGACCUAUCAGGAAAAACAAACAUCUUGUAUUUAUUAUUAUUAUUGUUGUUGUUGUUGUUGUUGUUGUUACUAUUUCAUAACUAUAAUUGCUAUGACCCAAAAUCUAUGCUGGAAUAGUGAUUAAGCACUUUUGUAAAAGUUCCAGUCCUUUUAUUGCUCCACUGAAAACCAGAUUGAAGUUUCAUUUCAUUUGUUAUUUUUUUUCUCAUUCUGCAAUUUCCUUCAUCACUAAUUCACAACACACUCAUCAAGUACAAUGUUCCAAGUGAAAAAAGAGAGACAGCAGGGAGGAGGAAGAAGUUAAUGUUUUCUAUAAUAUGUGCAUUUUUUCUUUGCUGGUAAUGAAAUAAAAACGAUCUAAUAUUGCCACUGGGGUGAUUUGUAAACUCAUCAUACUUCUUUUGACUUUUGAGAAAUUUGACAACAAAUGUGUAAAUCUGAUGCUCCUAAUAUUUUUAAGCACAAAUAUGAAUUA
Nothobranchius furzeri (turquoise killifish) is the source of this 4164-nucleotide messenger RNA. The record is from RefSeq and is a predicted model, not a curated record. NCBI's taxonomy places the organism in Eukaryota, Metazoa, Chordata, Actinopteri, Cyprinodontiformes, Nothobranchiidae.